Molecule: messenger RNA, 1022 nt
Organism: Cucurbita pepo subsp. pepo (vegetable marrow)
Lineage: Eukaryota; Viridiplantae; Streptophyta; Magnoliopsida; Cucurbitales; Cucurbitaceae
Source: RefSeq, a predicted model, not a curated record
UUGUUGAUUUUUCGUCGCUUUUUGGAUGAUUUUGCAGAUGCAAGAGGUUGAAUCGCUUGGUUCUUCAUCCUUUGGUUCUGUCUAAAGCCGGACCGAAGGCAUUUGCAGUUAGAAUGGAAAAAUGGUGCGAUUCCGCUCACCGUUUUCUCAAACGCUGCGUUGACGCCGGUAACUCGGAAGCGAGUUACACGCUCGGAAUGAUCCGAUUUUAUUGCUUGAGAAAUCGAGGGAGUGGAGCUUCUUUAAUGGCUAAAGCAGCGAUUAAAUCUCACGCUCCGGCGCUAUACUCGCUCGCCGUCAUUCAAUUCAACGGCAGCGGUGGCUCUAAGAGCGACAAGGAUCUCCAGGCAGGUGUAGCCCUCUGUGCUCGAGCCGCUUUCCUCGGCCAUGUGGACGCACUUCGAGAACUUGGCCACUGCCUUCAAGACGGUUACGGUGUGCGACGGAACUCAGACGAAGGCCGCCGGCUUCUCAUCCAAGCCAACGCUCGUGAGCUUGCUGCCGUUCUACUCUCCUCCUCGAGGGUACGGCAACAGCGCCACCACCAGUUCGGCAACCUCCCGGAUUUGACGGCGACGCGUUGUUCAUUGUUGAGCGAUUUCGGCUGUGACUUUCCUGCGACGGAGCCACAUCCGGUGAACCUGUUUUUGAGAGAAUGGUUCGAAUCAGAACGUGGAGUGGCUGCGCGUGUGGGGCUGAGACUUUGCUCGCACGGCGGAUGCGGUCGGCCGGAGACUCGGCCGCACGAGUUCCGACGGUGUUCAAUUUGUGGCACUGUAAAUUACUGUUCAAGAGGAUGCCAAGCUCAGGACUGGAAAGUCCGGCACAAAGAGGAGUGUACAGCCGUUCAGCGGUGGCAGGAUGCGGAGGUUGACAACGCCGGCGGCGGCAUAUUUAAUGCUGUAGAAGAGGUUGAGGACGCCAACGUCGUGGGUACUGUAUAAAAUCGUAACAGCGCUGUAAUUUGAGUUUUUAUUUAUGGAUAUAAAUGUAAUUUUAGUAUACAAUUUUAUUUUCCCUCA